AUGGAAAACAAAUUGGGCUAUCUAAGGCCGGAUUUAACCACAAGACGAAAGUUGGCUUACCAGCCAAACCUCUCCAGGGAGGACGGCAUUUCCUCUGCUGUUCACCUGAGCCUAGCACAUUUGGAGGACAAGAACAUUCAUGUACGAAUGCUGUUUGUUGAUUUUAGUUCAGCAUUCAAUACAAUCAUCCCCCAGCAGCUGGUGAGCAAACUGUACCCCCUGGCUAUCAGCACGCCCGUGUGUAACUGGCUGCUGGGCUACCUCACUGCUAGGCCACAAGAGGAGGUGAAGCAACUGGUGGGAUGGUGCAGGGAUAACAACCUGAUCCUGAAUGUCGAGAAGACCAAGGAGAUGAUCAUCGGCUUCAGGAGAAACCAGCCCAGUCAUUCAGCACUCGUCAUUGACAACAGUGUCGUGGAGGUUGUCAGCAGCAUCAAAUUCCUGGGAGCCAGUGCAGCUCUUGGCAUGCAGGGUAGUGCCGGGUAUAUGGGCAACCCCGUCAAGGCAGCAGGUGGAUAUGGGGGUCUUGGGAGGGGAGCCAUUCAGCAAGGAUACGGCGCCAAGCCGGCCUACACAGGUGCUGCAUUUGGUUUGGGCACAGGAAGAGGGCUGGCUUUGGGCCCACAAGCGGGAAGGCAGGGACCAGGAUAUGGCAGCACUGGCUAUGGAUACAAAGGAAAUCCUUUAGGCGGUUAUGGGCCAGGUGCUGGCGUGUUCCCCAGGCCAGGACUCGGACUCGGUGCAGGACUUGGAGCUGCUUUUGGAAGGAAAGGUCUAAAUCCAAGUUAUGGUGCUGCUGCCAGAUAUCCCAGCGGAGGCACCAAAGCAGGUUAUGCUGCUGCUGGUGGUGUGUCUGACAGGCAGGGGGCAAGACCUACUGGUUAUGGUGCUGGCGUUGGUUAUCACAGUGGAGCUAAGGCAGCCAAACCAGGUUAUGGUGCUGCAGCUGGUGUUUCCAGCGGACUUGGGGUCACACCCUUUGGGUAUGGUGCUGGUGCUGGAUACCCCAAUGCAGCAGCUAGAACAGCCAAUGCAGGUUAUGGUGCUGCAGUACCCCGUGUACAGGGGAGUAAACCUACAGGCUCUGGUGCAGUUUCUGGAUACCCCAGUGUUGGAGGUGUUAAAGGUUAUGGUGCUGUAGCGGGUGUCCCCAGUGGACAGGGGGUAAAACCCACAGGUUAUGGUGCUGCUGCUGGAUAUCCCAAUAAAGGAGGGCUCAAGGUGGCCAGACCAGGUUAUGGUGCUGUUGCUGGAUAUCCCAAUAUUGGAGCCAAAACAGCCAAGCCAGGUUAUGGGACGAAAGCUGGUCUACCCAAAGGAGAGGUGCCUGAAUCAGCAAACACAGGAUACGGUCCUGGAACCGGGAGCUACCUUGGCAUGGCACUUGGCAAUGGUUAUGGAGCAGGUGCUAUUGCAGGUUAUGGAAAAGGACAAGGUGCCUACCUUGGCAUGGGUCUAGGUACUGGUUAUGGUAAUGGUAAGCACCCGACACCUUCUAGUUAG
Molecule: messenger RNA, 1503 nt
Organism: Brienomyrus brachyistius
Lineage: Eukaryota; Metazoa; Chordata; Actinopteri; Osteoglossiformes; Mormyridae
Product: fibroin heavy chain-like
Exons: 22
Coding region: 1-1503 (500 amino acids)
Source: RefSeq, a predicted model, not a curated record